Messenger RNA from Cloeon dipterum, 1053 nucleotides. Its product is annotated as protein GUCD1. The coding region runs from base 194 to 952 and encodes 252 amino acids. Lineage: Eukaryota; Metazoa; Arthropoda; Insecta; Ephemeroptera; Baetidae. The record is from RefSeq and is a predicted model, not a curated record. The transcript has 5 exons.
CUAGAUAAAAGCAAAAAGAAACUCCUUUCCUGUUACUUCGAUCGAGUACUGCAUUGAGAGGAAACUGCUGUUUGCGCUAAAAAGAGACCCUCGAACAAACUGAUUCGCAAACAUGUAAGGUUCGCCCUCGGUCUCCGUGCAACAUGAGCUGCGAACAAAGAAACACCAGCGUUGUGAAAGGACAAGACUGAACAUGGACACUUUCUCUUCAAAGUUAAAGCUAUCUCCCGGGGGUACCAUCCGCUUGAAACACCAGCGGCAGAAGUUCAACUGGGACUGUGGGCUCACUUGUAUCAUGAUGAUUUUGCCACCUGAUAAGACGAAGCACUUCAUUGACAACUUCAAGCAGAUUUGCGCCCAAGAAGGAUUUAAUAAGAGCACAUGGACUAUUGACUUGGCGUACUUGCUGAAAAAGUUUGACCUGGAUCACCUGUUCUGCACAAUCACCCUUGGGAUUCAGCCUGCUUACGGAAGUCAGCCGUUCUACGCCAAAGUUAUUCAAACGGACGAGUCUCGGGUGAUGCAACGCUUUACCAGCGCAAAGGGCAACGGAGUCAAUGUGGAAAAGCGUUCCCUGACCAUUGAGGAGCUGCUGCAUCACCUUGAGAAGCAUGGGCCCAUCAUAAUCCUGACCAACGGCAACCUACUGCAAUGCGAAAUCUGCAAAAUCAAUAAGCUGUCGACUGAACUGCGGGCUUGUCUACCGUGGUCUCCAUCGUACUCUGGACACUAUAUCGCUCUGUGUGGCUUUGACCUUAACCGGCAGCUUGUCUUCUAUCACAAUCCAUCAUACAGUGACAGGGUGUGUGCAAUUACGUUUGGUGACCUGGAUGAUGCGCGCUUCAGCUAUGGCACUGACGAAGACACUUUACUAAUUUAUAACAGUCACACUCACUUUGUUCCUGGAGCUUCGCCCUUUGGAAGCAAUAAUUCUAUCGUGACCUCCGACUGAUGUGCAUCUAUUUUUAUUUACUACAGAGCUAUAAACUAUUUUCUAUUUUCACACUUACUGCAGGGAACAAAUUUUAAUAAAACGACGACCACGUGAUAUAA